CGGUCGAUCGUGAUAGUUUCGCGAUUUUCAAACAGGAUUGCUUGCGACUUGUUCCGAGUGUUCGAAGCUAUCUGCACCUAGACGUACCAGUUCUUUUGAUUUCGUGCAGUGCGAAAAAUAUCUCUGCUAAGAAGAAUGGCCGCAAAGUACCGUAUUGUUAUGGUUCGCCACGGUGAAUCCGAGUGGAACCAGAAAAAUCUCUUCUGCGGAUGGUACGAUGCGAACCUGAGCGAUAAGGGCAAGGAGGAAGCCCUGGCAGCCGGUAAGGCCGUCAAGGAAGCCGGACUGAAGUUCGAUAUUGCCCACACCUCGCUGCUGACCCGCGCCCAGGUCACGCUCGACUCGAUCCUGAAGGAGUCCGGUCAAACGGCUAUUCCGAUUCAGAAGACGUGGCGUUUGAACGAGCGUCACUACGGUGGUCUGACCGGACUGAACAAGUCCGAGACGGCCGCGAAGUACGGCGAGGAGCAGGUGCUCAUCUGGCGCCGUAGCUUCGAUGUCCCGCCACCGAACAUGGAACCGGACCAUGCCUACUACGAUGCGAUCGUCAAGGACGCUCGCUACAAGGACGACCCGAAGCCGGCUGAUUUCCCGAUGGCCGAAUCGCUGAAGCUCACCAUCGCCCGUACACUGCCGUACUGGAACGAUGUCAUCAUUCCACAGCUGAAGGAGGGCAAGAAUAUCAUCAUCGCGGCGCACGGCAACAGUCUGCGCGGUAUCGUGAAGCAUCUGGACCAGAUGACCGACGAAGCUAUCAUGGGUCUGAACCUUCCCACUGGCAUUCCGUUCGUGUACGAGCUGGACGAAAACCUGAAGCCGGUGGUCUCGAUGAAGUUCUUGGGCGACGAGGAGACCGUACGCAAGGCGAUCGAAUCCGUCGCCAAUCAGGGUAAGGCCAAGUAAACGGAUGGCACUCUUGUGUACAUUUUCUUUCGACAAGCGCGAUCGCAUUCGCAUACUGUUCGAGUUCUCUUUGUCAACUCCCAAAUGUUGUUAAGGUUAGCGCUGGCCGCCGGUCAGUCUGCCAAGUCGUCGGUACCUCACUGUCUGCAAGUCACUAAUUUAUUUAUAGAAUAGCUGUUGUGUUGGGCAUAACGUACGCGACGUAUCACCAUACCGCAGGUUACGAAUCUUCGCCGUAGCGUAUUGUUAAAAAUUAUGAAGGACAUAAUAAACAUCUUUUGUUGAUUAUUCGUGGAAA
Molecule: messenger RNA, 1201 nt
Organism: Anopheles coustani
Lineage: Eukaryota; Metazoa; Arthropoda; Insecta; Diptera; Culicidae
Product: phosphoglycerate mutase 2-like
Exons: 2
Coding region: 136-903 (255 amino acids)
Biological process (GO): glycolytic process
Molecular function (GO): intramolecular phosphotransferase activity
Source: RefSeq, a predicted model, not a curated record